This is a messenger RNA of Clarias gariepinus (North African catfish), 4469 nucleotides long. It is a transcript of the gene llgl1, whose product is annotated as LLGL scribble cell polarity complex component 1. The record is from RefSeq and is a predicted model, not a curated record. Lineage: Eukaryota; Metazoa; Chordata; Actinopteri; Siluriformes; Clariidae. Gene Ontology annotation, biological process: regulation of Notch signaling pathway; regulation of protein secretion; cortical actin cytoskeleton organization. The transcript has 23 exons. Gene Ontology annotation, cellular component: plasma membrane; cortical actin cytoskeleton; cytoplasm. Bases 83 to 3214 code for a protein of 1043 amino acids. Gene Ontology annotation, molecular function: GTPase activator activity; myosin II binding.
GUCGCGCGACACUCGCGCAUGGGAUCCGCGUCACCCUGAUUCAGUCUCGAGCGCGUUUGGAGCCUCUGCACCGGGACGCACGAUGAUGAAAUUUCGGUUCAGGCGGCAGGGCAACGACCCUCAGAGGGAGAAAGUCAAGCAGGAGCUGUUCGCGUUCAAUAAGGCUGUCGAACAUGGAUUCCCCAAUCAGCCGAGCGCUCUGGCCUAUGACCCCAAACUGCAACUAAUGGCCAUUGGAACUAAAUCAGGAGCCAUAAAAGUAUAUGGGGCUCCUGGAGUGGAGUUCACUGGACUUCAUAAGGAAACUGCUACUGUCACACAGAUGCACUUCCUCCAUGGACAGGGGAGGAUUCUGUCCCUGCUGGAUGAUAACACGCUGCACCUCUGGGAGAUUGUGCAGAAGGGUUUGUGCUCCCAUCUCGAGGAGGUGCGCUGCUUUAGCCUCCCUGGCAGGCCUGGCAUCGAGAGCACCAGUGCGACGCGUGUGACUGUCCUUCUACCGAAACUCAGCUGUGAUCUCUUGGCUGUGGGCACUGAAGGCGGUGGGAUUCACUUCCUGGAGCUGCCUGCUUUAACACUUCUGAACAAGUCACUGUUCCAGGAUGAAAUCAUGCAGAGUGUACCUGAUAGCUACAAGUGUGGGAAGUCUCUGGGGCCGGUAGAGUCGCUACAGGAGCAUCCACAGCAUCCAGACAAAAUCCUCAUCGGCUACAGUAGAGGCCUUGUUGUGCUCUGGGACUUUCAAAGCCGGCAUGUAGACAAUCUCUUCCUUGGAAAGCAGCAGUUGGAGAGCUUGGUGUGGGUCCGGUCUGGGAACAGUUUUGUCAGUUCCCACAGUGAUGGUGGAUACAUGGUGUGGCCUGUUAGUAGCAGUAACCUGUGCACCAGUGACCCCGUCUCCUCCACUAUACCCUAUGGCCCGUUUCCCUGCAAAGCUGCGAACAAGAUCUUGUGGAGGACCACCCAGUCGGGGGCUCCGUUGGUGCUGUUUAGCGGCGGCAUGCCUCGAGCUAGCUACGGGGACAGGCACUGUUUAACCAUACUGCAGGACAGCACGCACGUGACCCUGGACUUCACCUCCAGAGUCAUCGACUUUUUCACCAUCCACUGCACAGAUCGAGACAAGGACUUUGAUGAGCCUUCAGCUCUUGUCGUGCUCCUGGAGGAGGAGCUGGUGGUGAUUGACCUUCAGACACCUGGCUGGCCCACCAUUCCUGCUCCUUACCUGGCUCCUCUGCACUCCUCUGCCAUCACGUGUUCCUACCACAUCGCCAAUGUGCCAACCAAGCUGUGGGAGAGGGUGGUGAGAGCUGGGCAGCAGCAGUGCUCUGUGCAGACGCACACGAAAUGGCCAAUAUGCGGUGGAAAGAAUUUCGCACAUGAGUCAAAACAGAAAGAGCUGCUGCUAACCGGGCACGAGGAUGGCACCGUACGCUUCUGGGACGCCUCAGGAGUGGCACUGAGACCUCUGUACAAGCUGAACACGGCCAACAUCUUCCAAACCGACUGCGAGCACAACGACAGCCUGACCCAAGCCUGCGAAGAGGAGUGGCCUCCUUUCCAAAAGGUGGGCUGCUUUGACCCUUACAGUGACGACCCCAGGCUAGGAAUCCAGAAGAUCUGUCUGUGCAAAUACAGCGGAAAGCUGGUGGUGGCUGGUACGGCGGGACAGGUGAUUGUGAUGUACUUGUGUGACGAGAAAUCCGAUCACAUGAUCGACGUGAUCACCAUGGACCUCCUCCAGGACCGGGAAGGUUUCACAUGGAAGGGUCAUGACCGGCUGCCGGAGAAGUCUGGCUCUGUGGUGUUCGCGCCUGGAUUCCAGCCUGUAGUUCUCGUGCAGUGCAUGCCCCCUGCGGCGGUUACCGCGGUGACGCUGCAUGCCGAGUGGAACCUUGUUGCUUUUGGCACCAGUCACGGCUUUGGUCUCUUCGACUACCAUCGGCGUAGCCCUGUGCUGGCAAGGUGUACACUACAUCCUAAUGACUCUCUGGCUAUGGAGGGACCUCUCUCACGAGUCAAGUCCCUGAAAAAGUCACUCCGUCAGUCAUUCAGGAGGAUUCGCAAGAGUAGGGUGUCUGGGAAGAAACGCAUGUUGGUCAGCAGCCCAUCCAGUAAAGUCCAGGAGGCUAAUGCUCAGCUAGCAGAGCAAGAUGCCGAAGUGACGCCGGUGCAGAGACGGAUUGAGCCCCGCUCAGCUGAUGAUUCGUUAUCUGGGGUGGUGCGCUGCCUCUGCUUCGCCGAUACUUUCCUUAGAGACGGAACGCAUCACGGCCCGACCAUGUGGGCUGGGACAAAUUCAGGCUGCGUCUACGCUUACGCCUUGGACGUGCCUUCGCAGGAGAAGUUCUCCGAGCGAAGUGUGGAGGCUUUGCUGGGGAAAGAGAUCCAACUCAUGCACAGAGCUCCGGUCGUGUCCAUUGUCGUGCUCGACGGCAGGGGAAACCCUCUGCCCGAGCCCUACGAGGAGUCAAGAGACUUGGCCAAAGCUCCGGAUAUGCAGGGCAGCCAUUCGGUCCUGAUCGCCUCUGAGGAACAGUUUAAGGUGUUCACUCUGCCGAAAGUCAGCGCAAAGACCAAAUUCAAGCUGACUGCUCAUGAGGGCUGCCGUGUACGGAAGGUGGCUCUGGUGAACUUCUGCAGUGCAGCUUCUGAGGACUACAGUGAGAACUGCCUAGUGUGUCUGACCAAUCUGGGAGACAUUCACGUGUUCAGCGUGCCCGCGCUGAGGCCGCAAGUGAGAUACGACUGCAUCCGCAAGGAGGAUAUAAGCGGCAUUGCGUCCUGUGUGUUUACCAAGACUGGGCAAGGGUUUUAUCUGAUCUCACCUUCGGAGUAUAAACGUUUCUCUCUGUCUGCGCGGAUUAUCACUGUACCUCAGUGUUUAGUAGAGGUAGACCGGCCUCUCGAACCUUCUGAACACGAUUUGUGUACACCAGGACUGCAUCAAGCUAACGGCACAUACAAGACCCAAUCACCAGGAGGGAGCAAAUCUUCAGAGCACGCAGAAGGCAUGUUUGAGGAAAUGCAGAGUGCUUUAUCCUCUCCUGGCCUGGAUUCCCCAAACAGCAGUGCUGAUAUCACGCUCGACACAACAGGGGAGCUCACUGUGGAGGAUGUGAAAGAUUUCCUAGUGAGUGUGGAUGAGGCCGAGAAUAACCUGAGGAACAUGAGCGAAGAGGACGGACGACUACCAAGGAUUCUGAUCAACUGAUGGGUGUUGACAUCUGGAGGGCUGGUGGUGGAAAUUCCCUUAUUAUUUGCAACUGGACCUUGAUGAGAAGAGGCUUCAAGAGGCAGAUGCUGCACUCUUUCUUUUCUUUUCACUCUUUCGCCCUUGUCCUCAUUUUCUUAUAUUUUAUUCUCAGCCAAAAGAUCUGUGUGGUGUACAGCCUCCCUUUCUUGCUCUCUCUCUCUCACACACAGAGUUUUCCAGCUUGCAGGAAAGUGGCUUUGGGAAUACAUGCACUGACCACAUCUUCGGUAUUUUUAUUUUUUUUCCUACUGCACACAUUCCUUUUUUUUGCCCUUGUUUUAUGAUGCCACUUUGCUUAUACUUUUAUUGUUUGCCAGUAAAGGGGCAUGACGUGAGUCUAAAAUGUUUGUUGCUUCUCAGCAGCCUUAUCAAUGCUAUCAUUAAUACUGUGAUGGUUUCUAACCACGAAUCAGGAGGCCAUUGAAAAGUUCAGCUUAUGGACCCUGUGGGUUUGAUUUAGAAUCUUGUGGCUUUCCUUUUUAAUGUCUCAUGUAACCACUUGCCAUUGUAAGUAACAUUUGAUGAUUAACUGUGAACUGUAGUAUCUGAAGGAGCAUGGUAUAAGUAUUAAUCAUUAAUCAGUGAGUUUCAAUUACUCCUGUAUACUUGUAACCAUAUUAACAACAAUGAAGGAACUAAUAAUUAUGGAUUUUUCCGUGUAACAUUUGAUAGAAUAAUUUUAUACUGCCUAUAAAUUUUGUAAAUUUUUUUUUUUUUUUUUAGAUUUAUUAAAUAAAGGCUUUCUAACAGCAUUUCAGGGUGAUCAAUCAACAUGUGCGCUGUGUGUUAAUGAAAUAAAGGCGAUUUAUAUGGUUGACGCGAUCUCGAGUGAAGUUAAUUUAAAGUACAAAUGAUGAAAAAAAAUCUGGUGUUUUGGGAAAAUCAAGGGUUUGUGUGUUCCCCUACCAAGAAUCGAAAAAAAAGUUUUCCAUCACAUUUUUAAUACAUGGCUUAAUAAUAGCUAGAACUUGUUGAAUUUACUCUGCCCUCAUGUGUGUUUUUUCACGUGUAAUUCCUCUUUUUAAUAUAGCCACAAUCUCACUAAUGUAGUUAUUGAUUUCUUUGUGUAUAUUUUUUCUUUACUAUAAUGCUAAACCUUACACCUAGCCUAUGAAUUUGUAUUUAAUUUGUGUUCUUGUGUAGAAAUGUACUUGUAGAUAUACCCAAUGCUAAUGGACUCUGUUAAUAAAGUAUUUACUUAUUUUAAUCGAAA